AUGAAUAAGCAACACUUCGAAGAAUGGUUCCGGAAAAUUUUGCAAAAGAUACCGACAAUGUCUGUCAUUGUCAUCGACCAGGCACCUUAUCAUACGAUGCUUGAUCCAGAACUCAGAAACCCCACUCUUGCUUGGAAGGAAGCAUCGAUCAUUAAGUGGGUGCAAAAAAGAAAAAUUCCCCUUUCGGUGGGUGUUGAAGCACACGAAAUGCUAACAAUUAGAGAUCUUUUAAAUAUGUCUAAGCCUUAUUGGUAUCCAAAGUGUUAUUUAUUAGAAAAAAUUACUCGGAAAAUGCGAGGAGAUGAUGUAAAAUUACUUUGGAUACCGGUGGCUCAUUGUGAACUCAACGCUAUCGAGUUGAUUUGGGCACAUGUUAAGAGAACAGUUUUUGCUGAAAAUAGCACUUUUAAGAUAAAGGAUGUUCUCGAACUUUGCAUUGAGCAAGACGAUAAUGAUUCAGAAGAUUAG
Belonocnema kinseyi is the source of this 468-nucleotide messenger RNA. RefSeq lists its product as uncharacterized. Gene Ontology annotation, molecular function: nucleic acid binding. The record is from RefSeq and is a predicted model, not a curated record. Bases 1 to 468 code for a protein of 155 amino acids. The transcript has a single exon. Lineage: Eukaryota; Metazoa; Arthropoda; Insecta; Hymenoptera; Cynipidae.